GUCAUUGUUUACGCUCAUUGUUACAGGAAGCUUGAUAGAGGUGGUCAGAUCUGUCACAUCGAGAGACAAAUUGGAGAAAAGUUUGGAAUACUGCACAGUUAUUAUUAAAGCUAUGUUCGAAGGCGCUUAAUGGUCCAGUUAUAUCCAAUUCUGCUGAAGUAUUGAAAGUGUUAAAAAGUCCGUGUUUUGACUUUAGAGGACGAAUAGGAGAAAAGCAAGAUCAUGCGGUCAAACCGGGUCACGUACUGCAGCGAUGCAACAACAUUUUAAAGUCAUUCACGGAUGGUGGCUCACAUGAAGACUUGUUUUAGACGACUUUACUGUAUAAGCUAUCUUCAGGAUCUGCAGGUUGAGAUCGCUGUACAGCAAGAUGGGAUUUCGUCUUAUUUCCGCGUUUGGAAGUCCACUUAACAGGAUUAACGUUCAUCAUUAUUCAAGUUCUCACACAAAGCUCGGUCUGCUUUUGAGAAGUUCACUGAUGCUAUUUAAAGAACUAAGCACCUCAGUUAAAACUCUGCAGUAUGACCAGACAAAAUCAGACAUUGCCAAAUCCGGCAACAGGAAAUUAUACUUUGACACUCAUGCAGUGGUUCAACUACUGGAGGACAGCGCUUUUGCAACCCAGCAGGCAGAGGUCAUUGUCAGGAUGAUGGUGAAUAUCACACAUUCCAACAUGGAUGUCAUGUACAGUGACAUGGCUACCAAGACACAGCAAGAGAUUAUGUUACAGAAGGUCAUGUCUCAUAUUGCUGCAGUGAAAAAGGACAUGAUCAUUCUGGAGAAGAGUGAGUUCUCAACAUUACUGGCAGAGAAUGAGAAAAUCAAGGCUGAGCUUUUACAGCUAAAGACACAGCUUGUUGAUGUGAUGAACAAAAAGCGUGCAGACACCAUUUUGGAUAUGAGUAUUGAGAAAAGUCGAGUGAAAGAGAUGAGCGCAGAAUAUGAAAGGAAGAUUCUUGAAACUAAGAAUGAAUUGAUGGAAAUGCAUUCUGAGCAAGAUCGGCAUAUCACACAGACGAACAUGAAAAUCGACACAGAGGUUGCUGGCUUGAAGACUAUGCUGGAGGCGCAUAAACUGGAUUCCAUUAAAUAUCUUGCAGGUUCAAUAUUCACAUGUCUCACAGUGGUACUUGGAUUCUAUCGCAUAUGGAUGUAAAUGUCAGGAGUUUUUUUUUCAGGUUCAUGUUUUAGAAAGAUGUGGUAUUCACAGAUAUAAAGUGGAAGAAAAUGUAGUUUUAUUGCUUUAUUAAGUUGUUUUAGUAGAAAACCUAAUAUUUUUAUUUACCUAGGCCAACAGUGAAACAUUCUGCAUUAGGGUCAUAAGGAUCACAUGUAAUACAAUCAUACAGGAUAUACAAUAUAUAAAUCAAAUAUAUAUAUUAUAUUUCCAAGAUAAGAGAGUUUAAAUUGGUUUGUGCCUUUGACAAUUUUUGUCAUUUUACCAAAGCUUUACCAAAGUGCAUGUAACAAACUUUGCUUGUCAUUUGUUCGUUCCUUCAUAGUUCAAGUAAUAGUUUGUGUUCAUUUUUUCUAAAUUAUGUUGUUUAAAAACACUGCAUAAUAUUACAUAAAAUGCCUAAAGUGAUUUCAGGAUGUCAUACAUUUAUGAGCAGUAAACUAAGUACUGUUGCCAAAACACGUGUAUACAGUUCAUAUGAUUUGAAUGACAUAUCAAUUGCUUCUGUUUCUAUGUAAGUCCUAAUUAUUAUUUUGUAUGUCAUAUUUCUGCAGCUCCACUAGCAAUGCCAAGAUCGGUUUAAAUUCCAGGGAACAAAUACGCUUUCAAAGAAAAUGUAUAAUUUAAUUGCAUCUGCCAAAUGUACAGAUGAUGAUGUAUAUCAAAAAUGUAUUUAUGUCAUGCCUUUUGCUCUGAGAAUUUAUAUGCACGAGAACAAUUCCUUGUACAGGAAUAUUUAUGUAUUUGUUUCGUAAUAUUAUUCUGAUGUAAAAAUAGUAAUAAACAGCAGCUAUAACUGA
Molecule: messenger RNA, 1977 nt
Organism: Triplophysa dalaica
Lineage: Eukaryota; Metazoa; Chordata; Actinopteri; Cypriniformes; Nemacheilidae
Gene: mcur1
Product: mitochondrial calcium uniporter regulator 1
Exons: 9
Coding region: 371-1156 (261 amino acids)
Biological process (GO): positive regulation of mitochondrial calcium ion concentration; calcium import into the mitochondrion
Cellular component (GO): mitochondrial inner membrane; mitochondrion
Source: RefSeq, a predicted model, not a curated record